Dracunculus medinensis (Guinea worm) is the source of this 1056-nucleotide messenger RNA. NCBI's taxonomy places the organism in Eukaryota, Metazoa, Nematoda, Chromadorea, Rhabditida, Dracunculidae. The record is from the annotation of a GenBank genome assembly.
GAAGUCUAUAUAGUGGAAGGAUUGAGAACUCCGAUUGCUAAUUUUUGUUCAUCUUUUAAAACGUUGUCACCGAUUAACUUAGUCGUACCGGUUUUGAAUGCUGCUUUUGAAAGAACAAGGUUUCCUAAGGAAUCGCAAUGUGUUACUGUUAAUAAAGUUUGUUCAUCGGGUAUGAAAGCAAUUAUUAUGGGUGUUCAAGCGAUACAGCUUGGUUAUCGUAAUAUCGUUGUUGCUGGUGGUACAGAAUCGAUGAGCACAACUCCAUUUUAUUUGCCUCGUGAGAUUCCAUUUGGCGGAACGAAGAUCGCGGAUGGUAUUCAACGUGAUGGUCUUUUCGAUUCAAUGGUUGAUCGUCCAAUGGGUUAUUGCGCUGAGAAAAGUGUUAAAGAUUUCGGUAUAUCUCGUGAUGAGCAAGAUUCAUAUGCUAUUGAAAGUUAUCAAAAAGCUCAAAAGGCUUGGAAGGACGGGUUAUUUAAAAAUGAAAUAGUUUCUAUUUCCAUUUCUCAAAAGGGUCAUUCAGUUGACAUACACGAAGAUGAAGAAUACAAUAGGUUAAAUAUUACAAAGGUUCCCUUACUAAAGCCGGUUUUUGUUGAAAAUGGAACAAUAACAGCAGCUAAUGCUAGUAGCCUUAGUGAUGGUGCUGCAAUUCUUAUAAUGGCAAAUGGCCAAGCAUUAAUUGAUUAUGUUAAACCGAUUGCUCAAAUUUUAAGUUAUGCUGAAGCAGGAGUUGAUCCAGUCGAUUUUAGUAUUGCACCAGCUAUCGCUGUUGAAAAGAUGCUGUCUAAGACUGGAAUCGCAAUAGAUCAAAUUUCUUUAUGGGAGAUCAAUGAAGCAUUUGCGAUGACUGCACUUGUCUUCAUCAAACAAUUGAAUUUAAAUAAAGAUCGUGUCAAUAUUCGUGGGGGAGCUGUUGCGCUCGGUCAUCCUAUCGGAGCCUCUGGAGCGCGUAUAGUCGUUACAUUAGUUCAUGCUCUUAGUUCCGGCGAACUUGGCGUUGCAGCAAUUUGUAAUGGAGGUGGUGAAGCUUCAGCUCUUCUCAUUAAAAAAUUAUGA